Molecule: messenger RNA, 1163 nt
Organism: Bufo gargarizans (Asiatic toad)
Lineage: Eukaryota; Metazoa; Chordata; Amphibia; Anura; Bufonidae
Gene: CCDC85C
Product: coiled-coil domain containing 85C
Exons: 6
Coding region: 1-495 (164 amino acids)
Cellular component (GO): apical junction complex
Source: RefSeq, a predicted model, not a curated record
AUGGCCAUCAGCGGCGCCCCUGAGCACUAUACGUCUUCCAAUUACAUCCGACAACUCGAGACCAAAGUGAAGCUCCUGGAAGACGACAACAAAAUUCUGUCACAGCAUUCCAGCCACAACGACUUAAGGACGUUGCGGAAAGGCUUAUCUCCUUACCACUCUGAAUCGCAGCUGUCCUCGCUGUCUCAGUACCCGGAGCCCCUGCAGAACGGCACCGUGCGGAUCACAGCCGAUCUCUCCUCCGCGCCCCCUGCUGGAUAUGUCCCAGUAGUGCAGAAGCCAGAGGCGGUGGUGCAUGCUAUGAAGGUUCUGGAAGUGCAUGAAAACCUGGACCGGCAAGUUCCUGACAACUACGAGGAAGACCUGAGUGAGAAGGAGAAGGCGAUUGUACGAGAAAUGUGCAAUGUCGUGUGGAGGAAGUUGGGCGACGCCGCCAACUCCAAGCCUUCGAUCAGGCAGCAUCUUUCUGGAAACCAGUUUAAAGGACCCUUGUAAAAUGAGGCGCUAGAGGCAUCGGAGGCACUUGAGAUAAAGAACGGCUGUAAAUAUGGCAACUGGAGGUCACUCCACAAGCUGGAGACUCAAUACACACUGUAUAUAGAUGUCCGGCAGCGUAGACACAUAGCAGGGGGGUCUCCCCUCCCCCCACACUGACUGUCUCCUAUGUAGACCCAUGCACGCCCUGCAAUAGACCACUAUCCCGGUGAGGGUCAGACCGGGACUCCUCAUCCUAUGGCUGUUUGGUUGUCAGACUACAACCCCCAGCAGUGGCCGUAGGUUGGGCACCGCUAACUAGACCCCUUAGUAUUACACACUGGAUGAUAAUUUUGUAACGAGGAUUCUUAUUUAAUGGGACAACAACAAAUCAGGAUAUUUUUGUAUAGACGCCGAGGCUAAGCCCCGCCCCCCGCGUUUUAUUGACUUUCUUACGAACCCAUCGUUGUAGCUGCUUCAUUGAUUUCUAUUCUGAUCAAUAUUUGUAUUAAAAAAAAUGAAAAUUAUUCAGGAACUUGUAGAUUUUUAUCCCUGUAAAGAGCAGAAUCCGCGUCGGUUUUUCCUCCGCCCGCUGUAUAUAACGUGACGGAUCUCUAUUUUGUUACUGUUCUAGAUUCUGUAGAAUAUAUCAUUUUAUGUCGGCAUAUAAAAACUUGUGUAUAUGUGAA